AUGGAUCCUGUGUGCGUCCGAGCAGACAUGAUGGGCAGUUCGUUGUGCCGACAGAAGAUCUGGCAAGACAAAUUCUUUCUUCCCUGCAGUCUACACCUGUUCCAGUUGUCAUUGGUCACCAGCACAACGUCUCAGGAAGAGCUCACACAAGACGUGCCCCUGUUGUAUCCAUGGAGAGGGUACAUGGCUGGGAUGCAGAGGUUUAAGAGAGCCUGGGUGAUCCCUACUAUCUCAGUGUCAGAGAAUUUGAAGAACAUCCCCUCUCAUGUCGUACAGAUUAAGUCAGACAAGCAGUAUUUGGGAAGUGUCAUAUACAGCAUCAAGGGGCCCGGAGUAGAUGAGGAGCCUAAAGGAAUCUUUAAUAUCAAUAAAACAACUGGAAUUGUGUACCUGAAUGCAGUGCUGGAUCGUGAGAAGAUAGAACGCUUCAAGCUUCGUGCAUUUGCAUUGGACAGCGAUGGAGUUCCCCUCGAAGACCCUACUGAUUUAGAGAUUGCUGUUCUGGACCAAAAUGACAACCGUCCGAUCUUUUCUCAACCAGUAUUCAAAGGAUACAUCCUGGAGAAUGCAAUUCCUGGCACCCUAGUGAUGAGAGUAAUAGCUACCGAUGCCGAUGACCCAAAGACGGACAACGCUCAACUCAAGUAUUCCAUCGUUCAGCAGGAGAGUCCGGGAAUGUUCAGCAUCAACCAGGAUACAGGAGAGAUCAGAACCGUUCAAGUGGGCCUGGACCGAGAGUCAGUGGGGUCAUACAACCUUACUGUCCAAGUGGCCGAUAUGAUGGGGGAAGGGCUCUCCAACACCGCCAGAGUAACCAUAUCCAUAGGAGACCUCAAUGACAACGCUCCGGAGUUCACGCAGAGCGAGUUCCUCCUGGAGGUUCCUGAACAGACCAGCGACGUGGAUGUCGGCAGAGUGGGCGUAACAGACCGAGACCUCCGCGGCUCCCCCAACUGGCUGGUGCAAUUCUCUAUCACUGCUGGGGACCCCCAGGGUGCCUUCUCGAUUCGUACAGACCCCCAGACCAAUGAGGGAAUCCUAUCUGUUGUCAAGCCUCUAGAUCACGAACUAACAGCCAUGUAUAACUUGACCGUGUCCGCUGAGAACGAGGCCCAGCUCCUUCCUUCGGUUCCCCGCACUUCGCGCUCAAAAGCUCGCGUCACUGUGAUGGUGAAGAAUUUAAACGAGCCUCCUGUGUUCCUGGAAAAUCCCAUGGUGGCAAGAGUGAAAGAGGGGAGCCCCCCGGGUAGUGACGUCACGGUAUACAUGGCAGUGGAUCCAGACAGCGGUCUGGCCCAGGACAUCCGGUACUCUCUGGUCUCUGACCCGGCAAACUGGCUGCUCUUGGAUGCCCAGUCUGGAAAGAUUUGGACCACCUACACCAUGGACCCAAAGUCACCCAUGCUGCAGGGAGGGUGGUACACGGCGCUCAUCAGAGCCACCGACAAUGCCGUACCGCCGCUGAGCGCCACAGGGACACUCUCCAUAGAGGUGGUGGAGCUGAAUGACCACGCGCCAGUGUUGCAGCAGCAUUCCGUGGAGCUGUGUAGUGACCCUCAUCUUGGCCAGGGCUUUCUACUGAGUGCCGCCGAUGAAGAUCUGCCUCCCCAAGCCCACCCGUUCCACUUCCAGCUGGAUGAGGCGUUCCGGGAGUGGAGCCUGAACUGGAGUGUCAGCGACCUCAAUGGUACCCACGCCAUGCUGGAACUUGUAACCGAGGUGGAAGCCGGCCUCUACCUGCUGCCCUUGUUGGUGUCAGACUCCGGAGAUCCGCCCCUGGCACAGCUCCAUGUGCUGAAUGUGACGGUGUGUCAGUGUGACGCGGUGGGCAUCUGUAGUGGCAGUGCAGCGACUCUGUUCAGCUCUGGAGCCGGCAUCAGUCUGACUGCCCUAAUCAUCAUCAUGUGCAGCAUUGCCCUCCUACUGGUGUUGAUCCUCCUGCUUCUCAUGUUCCGCUGCACCGCCAGAAACGCGGCCACCAAAGGUUUACUGUCCGAGUCCGAGGAUGACGUGCGGGAUAACGUGUUCAACUACAACGAACAGGGAGGAGGAGAAGAGGACCAGGAUGCCUAUGAUAUAAAUCGGCUGAGGAAUCCCUCCAUGCCAGUGCCACCAUCACCCCGGCUAAAGCCCCCCAUCCGUAGAGAUGCGCCCUACAGCCAGACAUUGCCUCGCUACCCCCGAAGACCGGUUGACCGUCCUUCUGACAUUGCAGACUUCAUUCAUGAUGGUUUGCGAACAGCAGAUUCCGAUCCCAGUGUCCCACCAUACGACACGGCCUUAAUUUAUGACUAUGAAGGGGAAGGUUCUGUGGCCGGCACUCUGAGCUCCAUCCUAUCUGGUGACGGUGACAGCGAUCAGGAAUAUGACUAUUUGCUGGAUUGGGGGCCGCGCUUCCGCCGCCUGGCCGACCUUUAUGGACAUGAGUGAUGGUGCCAGAUCCCCUCCUAAAGACUCUACGAGACUUCAAUCCUUUC
Molecule: messenger RNA, 2477 nt
Organism: Nanorana parkeri
Lineage: Eukaryota; Metazoa; Chordata; Amphibia; Anura; Dicroglossidae
Gene: CDH15
Product: cadherin 15
Exons: 15
Coding region: 1-2430 (809 amino acids)
Biological process (GO): cell-cell junction assembly; calcium-dependent cell-cell adhesion; multicellular organism development
Cellular component (GO): plasma membrane; catenin complex; adherens junction
Molecular function (GO): cadherin binding; calcium ion binding
Source: RefSeq, a predicted model, not a curated record